GGUCUACCGAAAUCGGAAGUGGAGGCCCAUUUCCAGCGACGAGAUCAUCCCGGGGGAUAUCGUCUCCAUUGGCCGAUCUCCUCACGAAAACCUCGUGCCGUGUGAUGUGCUGCUCCUACGCGGGAGGUGCAUUGUGGACGAAGCGAUGCUGACCGGAGAGUCUGUGCCGCAGAUGAAGGAGCCUGUGGAGGACCUCAGCCCAGAGCACGUUUUGGACAUGCAGACGGAUGCCCGGCUGCACAUCAUAUUUGGUGGAACGAAGGUGGUGCAGCACAUCCCACCCCAGAAAGCCAGCACGGGACUGAAACCUGUUGACAACGGAUGCGUGGCGUACGCUCUGAGGACCGGCUUCAACACGUCUCAGGGGAAGUUGCUACGUACAAUCCUCUUCGGGGUGAAGAGAGUGACAGCCAAUAAUUUAGAGACCUUCAUUUUCAUCCUCUUCCUGCUGGUCUUCGCCGUCGCUGCCGCGUCGUACGUCUGGAUCGAAGGCACCAAGGAUCCCAGCAGGAAUCGCUACAAGCUCUUCCUCGAGUGCACGUUGAUACUGACGUCCGUUGUUCCACCUGAGCUUCCCAUCGAGCUCUCCCUGGCCGUCAACACCUCCCUCAUCGCUUUGGCCAAACUCUAUGUGUACUGCACAGAGCCCUUCCGCAUCCCCUUUGCGGGCAAAGUGGAGGUUUGCUGCUUUGACAAAACCGGCACGUUGACCAGCGACCACCUGGUGGUGAGAGGAGUGGCCGGGCUCAGGGAUGGGAAGGAAGUGAUGCCCGUCUCUGACAUCCCUAUAGAAACCCACCGAGCCAUCGCUACGUGCCACUCGCUCGUGCAGUUGGAUGAUGGGACGUUGGUGGGGGAUCCGUUGGAGAAGGCGAUGCUGACGGCGGUGGACUGGACCCUGACCAAAGAUGAGAAAGUUUUCUCCAGAAGUAUUAAAACUCAGGGACUGAAAAUUCACCAGCGCUUUCAUUUUGCCAGUGCCCUGAAAAGAAUGUCUGUCUUGGCGUCGUACGAGAAGAUCGGCGCCGCUGAUCUCUGUUACAUUGCAGCUGUGAAAGGGGCCCCGGAGACGCUGCACAAAAUGUUAUCUCAGUGCCCAAGCAAUUACCACGCUGUGCACACUGAAAUCUCACACGAGGGGGCACGAGUGCUGGCCCUGGGCUACAAGGAACUGGGGCACCUCACUCACCAGCAGGUGCGAGAGAUGAAGCGUGAAGCUCUGGAGUGUGACCUUCGCUUUGCUGGCUUCAUUGUGGUUUCCUGCCCUCUCAAAACGGACUCCAGAUCCGUCAUCAGGGAGAUCCAGAACGCGUCGCACCACGUAGUGAUGAUAACAGGAGACAACCCUCUGACCGCCUGCCACGUGGCCAGGGAGCUGCACUUCCUCCAGAGGGAACACACACUCAUUCUGCAGCCUCCUGCCAGCAAAGAUUCCACCUGGCAGUGGCAGUCCAUCGACGGUGCCAUCGUGUUCCCCAUUUUGCCCACCUCCCUGCGGGAGCUGACGCAGCGCUACGACCUCUGCGUGACAGGGGAAGGUCUCUCUCACCUGCAGGCUCUGAACAGACAGCAGCUGCUGCGGCUCAUCCCGCACGUCCAAGUGUUUGCCAGAGUGGUGCCGAAGCAGAAGGAGUUUGUGAUCACUACUUUGAAGAGCCUGGGCUACGUCACGCUGAUGUGUGGGGAUGGGACCAACGACGUCGGAGCUCUGAAACACGCAGAUGUGGGAGUGGCUCUGCUGGCCAACGCUCCUGAGAGACUGCCUGAGAGGAAGAAGAGGCCUCGGGAUGGUCCCAGUGAGUCCAGGCCCGCUGCAGCACCGCUGGGGAGCGGGACGGUGAAGCCCACGUCGCGUGGUGCCAAGCACAGAGUCAUGUCCCAGCGAGAGGAGCAGCUGGCCGUGCAGAGGGAGCGGAUCAGUCAGGUGCUGAAGGAUUUGGAGGAGGACCGCGUGCCGGUGGUGAAGCUGGGUGAUGCCAGCAUCGCGGCCCCCUUCACCUCCAAGCUCUCCUCCAUCCAGUGCAUCUGCCACGUGAUCAAGCAAGGUCGCUGCACGCUCGUGACGACGCUCCAGAUGUUCAAGAUCCUCGCCCUGAACGCCCUGAUCCUGGCCUACAGCCAGAGCGUCCUCUACUUGGAAGGGGUGAAGUUCAGUGACUUCCAGGCCACCCUGCAGGGGCUGCUGCUGGCUGGCUGCUUCCUUUUCAUCUCCAGGUCAAAGCCUUUGAAGACUCUGUCCAAGGAGCGCCCGCUGCCGAACAUCUUCAAUCUCUACACGGUGCUGACGGUGCUGCUGCAGUUCCUGGUGCAUUUCCUCAGCCUCGUUUACCUGUACCGCGGUGCCCAGGUGCGCAGUGGUUCCAAACGGGAAGAGUUUGUGGAUCUGUACAAGGAGUUUGAGCCCAGCCUGGUGAACAGCACCGUGUACAUCAUGUCCAUGGCGAUGCAGAUGGCCACGUUUGCUAUCAACUACAAGGGUCAUCCCUUCAUGGAGAGCCUGCAGGAGAACAAACCGCUGCUGUGGAGCAUCAUCCUCUCAGGGUUGGCCAUCGUGGGGCUGCUCACGGGUUCGUCGCCUGAAUUCAACGAACAGUUUGGGCUGGUGGAAAUCCCUACUGAGUUCAAGAUCAUUAUCACGGAGGUGCUGCUGGCCGACUUCUUCCUUGCUUUGUUGGCGGACCGCAUCCUUCAGUUCCUACUGGGGAGAGCAAAACUCAAAGUGCCUUCGUGAACACAGCGCCAGGGCCCUGCUGGGGGGCACCCCAAAAAUCAUCCCUAUGAUUUGAGAGCAGCUCUUGAGCUCCGGGGAGAGUUUCCUCCCAUCUCACGUGGAAAUCACCUCUGUGAAAUGACUUUUUGGUGUUCCCAGGACGCAGCGCCCGGUGGGAGUUUUGUACUGCCCCGCUCCAGGAGACGUUUACAGAAUUUGGUAACUAAAAAGUCAAGCCUGAAGUAUUUUGAAA
Lagopus leucura (white-tailed ptarmigan) is the source of this 2963-nucleotide messenger RNA. RefSeq names its product ATPase 13A1 (gene ATP13A1). NCBI's taxonomy places the organism in Eukaryota, Metazoa, Chordata, Aves, Galliformes, Phasianidae. Gene Ontology annotation, molecular function: ATP binding; P-type ion transporter activity; ATP hydrolysis activity. Gene Ontology annotation, cellular component: endoplasmic reticulum membrane. The coding region runs from base 146 to 2731 and encodes 861 amino acids. Gene Ontology annotation, biological process: extraction of mislocalized protein from ER membrane; intracellular calcium ion homeostasis. The transcript has 21 exons. The record is from RefSeq and is a predicted model, not a curated record.